CCUGGCUAGGCAAUGCGUCUAGUCAUUCUCGUGUAUAUCAUUGACUAUUAGAAUAGUCGUAUAGAGCCGCUGUCCGGGCUAAAUGUUCCCCAAAGCGCUACCUGUACUUUGUAGUGGUGAAGUACAAUUUAGUAAUUUGUUAUCUUUCAUUUGAUGAACAUGUCAUUUGGAUAUACGAGAAAUUCUCAAAACCACACCCACCAUUGUAUAUGUUGUAUACCGACCUAUGUCUAAUCAUGGUAUGUUAUGAUCAAAUGACUCGCGCGUAGGCCGUUGCUCUAGCUAAGAGUUACUCCAGGACAAGUAAAGAGCAAGGAUUACGGGACGAUAGCUGACCAUAUCUGUCCCAUACUGAGUUUUUCGGUCCUCUUCCCACAACUAGACAGCCAGCCAGUAUGUUGUUGUUACUUUCGGUUUUUAUAUCUCUGACAUGUCAGUAUGCUGACGCAGCUGGGGCCGACAGUUUGAGAUUAACAGGAGGCGGAUCAAGGUAUGGUUUUGUAGAAAUGAACAUUGGUGGGGUUUGGCGACCGGUUUGUCCUGGUGAUAAUUAUAAUCAGUACAACGAUGGAGAAAUACCGAGUAUUAUUUGUAAACAACUAGGAUAUGUAUCUGGUAUAUAUUAUGAUAUGGGGAUGAAGUCUACUGCUAACUCAUGGUGGUACAAUCAAUUUGAAAAGGAGUCUUACAUGGAACCUUCCGUUCCUAACUUGGAUGCUUACGUUAAAGAAAGGUGGCUAAGCGUCACUGCAACAGGAGAGUUUUCUUAUUGCCCUAGCUCCAGUAUUGCUGUGCAUUGCCGAGGAAAGGUAUAUCUAGAAAGUGCAUCUGCAAACUCUGUUACCAAGGAGCGAGGAUUUGGUUAUGUUGUUGUCCAGAUGCCUUCUGGACCUAUGUACCUCGCAGACAGCGGGCUAGGGGAUCUUGAUGUAGGUGUGAUUUGUAAGGAGCUUGGUUAUGAUGUCUCAUAUAAAAUAAACCCAGAUUCCACGACAGGAUAUUCAAGGAACUCUGAUUAUGGGAUGUUGGUUAAGGACUAUAACUGUGUUGGCACUGAAGCUUCACUACUCGACUGUCCUGCUGUUGAUAUGCAGCAAGGUGGCACUCAUAAAACAGCUGUAGUUUCCUGUUCAAUCACAAAUACAAUAGCAGAUUAUACGGUACGUUUGGCAACCAACAAUGUGGUUGAAAUCCACCACCAGAGCACAUGGGGAAUCAUCUGCGAUGAAACGUUUAGUAAAACCGACGCCAAAGUCAUUUGUGCCUCUUUAGGGUCCGAUGGUUCUGAGAUAUUGACAGUUAAUUUACAGGAAUUAUACACAGUAUGGAUUACGAACUUAAAUUGUGGUGAUUCGAAUAGAUCCCCAGCUGCUUGCCCCGUGACUUUGUGGACAGUCAAUGAUAAUAUCUGUUCAUCUAUAGCUGCUGUUAGAUGUUAUGAUCAAAAUAAAGAUGGCGUUUAUGGUUUUGUAAAUGGAGGAGGAAAUAUUCUUGGUAACCAUUUCGUGGAAAGAAGUAGUGAGAACCAGAAAGGCCUGCUUGUUGUUGAUGAUAUCAACCAGAAUGCUGUUUGUGUUAAUCUCGGGUAUAAAGGUGGGAGUAUGUACGAUUUACCCAGUCCUGGAUUGCUACCAACUAACCAAGCGUAUUGGACAGCUACAGCAAAAGAUGAUUCUUCAUUUUCAUCCAUAGAAAGUUCUGUUAAUAAUGAUUGGCAGCGCGUAACCGGAAAGGUGUUGGAUAAUCUGAAGAUGACAGUCUGCUACAACACAGCUUACCUACAAGGGAACGGUUAUGCCGGUUUAGUUAAGUAUAUAGUGAACGGAAACCAAGUACUGAUAAAUAACGCGUCAUUAAACCAGGUCGAAAUCAAUCUCAUCUGCUCACACUUGGGAUUUAGUAUAGGUGGCAGUACUGUACCCGCAACGAUGUUUAAGUCAGAUUAUGAUAAUGGUGAUAUAUAUGACCUGAACUGUGACCAGACGCCUACGAAUUUAAGCACCUGCAUCACGACUCGAGUUACUGAUACAACGAACAUCAAUGUUGCUGCAAUUUCUUGUCGACUCGAUAACGCAUUACCAGUUGGAGACAUGGGUGUUUUCUUAAACAAAAAGGGUAUUGUUCAUGUAAACAAAGAUGAAUUACCAGGAAGAAUAUGCAACAGUGAUAGUUGGAAUGAUAAAGCGGCAUCCGUCGUGUGUAAACAGCUAGGAUUUGAUACAGCUAUACUCUCCACAGAACGUACCGAAUACAACAAUGGGAAUCCUCCCGUUUGGUUUAAAUCUGUCACAUGCCAGGGAACAGAAUCGUCCAUAAAAGACUGCACGUUGGUUCCUAGUUCUGAGACCGAUCAAAAUUGCGAAAAGGUUGCAGCAGUAAUGUGCUAUAACAUGGCUGACAAGGCAACAUUUAGUUUGGUGGAUGGAAAUUCUAGAUUUGGUAGAGUAAAGAUAACACGGGAUGGUAAAGAGGGGUUCUUGUGUUUGGCUAAAAUGGAUGAAGAAGAAGCUGCUACUAUCUGUAAGGAACUAGGAUUCCAAGACGGUGACGAAUGGUCCAUGGCGCCUGUAGUGGCAGCCGGCACCUCUUGGUGGUCAGUUUCUACUAAUUGUGGUGGUGAUUCAGAAGUCAUUGAAAGUUGUGAAGGACAAAAUUGGGAAUAUGUGACACCUUCAAACCCUUCUAUCAGCGACUGCUCCUGGAAAACAGCUGCUGUUUAUUGUUACAGUAGAGUCCGUUUGGAAACUGCACCGUAUCUAUCCUACGGAGUUGUGAGAAACUCGCUAACCAAAGCCAGAUUUAGCUCUAACUCAUUUGGUGAAAAGGAAGCUACGAUUGGAUGUAAAGAAAUGGGAUUCCCCAAAGGAGGUAAAGUGUUUCCCUCAGGAACCUUCAAGAAAUCAAAGACACCCAUUGCAAUUCGUUGUGCUGGUACUGAACAGUCUUUAUUGGAUUGUCCUGUGAUUAAUGAAGUAACUGAUAAGAAUUUGUUUGCUUCUGUUUCUUGUAUUACGGAUGAAGUUGUUCCAGCUGAAGGUUCAAUGAAAAUUAACGAUGAUUAUCGAUUGCUGAUUGUGAGAAACGGUGUUUGGGGCGGCCUUUGUGCUGAAAGCUGGACAGCCAACGAUGCUGCAGUUGUGUGUCAGCAACUCACAGGAUCCGGAGGCAAGGCAACAAAGCGCGGGAAGUCAGAUGUGAAAUAUACCACAUUUAAGGAACCUUGGACAUGCAGUGGUAACGAGAGUAGAUUAACUGAUUGUGAUGUGGAUUCAUCAGCAAUAGAUCAAGCUUGUGAUGACUAUGCUGCUGUGUAUUGUGAUAAUCAACAAGUUACAGCUGUCGAUAAAAUGGUAUAUAGCUUGCCACCAGGAGUCGUAAUCAAUCAACCGACUAGUAGCAGUCCAGCACCAGGGUCUAAUGACGGCAAUGGCGCAAAUCCAACACGAACAGGGUCUAAUGACGGCAAUGGCGCAAAUCCAACACGAACAGCUACAGGAUUCUGGUUUAUGACGAUGAUGAUGGUGACGAUAAUGACAUAUCUCCAGAAAUAUAUUUUGUUAUAGUUAAAUUUUUUUUUUAUAAAAGUAUGUCCGUGUG
This is a messenger RNA of Patella vulgata (common limpet), 3597 nucleotides long. Its product is annotated as scavenger receptor cysteine-rich domain superfamily protein. The record is from RefSeq and is a predicted model, not a curated record. The coding region runs from base 396 to 3563 and encodes 1055 amino acids. Gene Ontology annotation, cellular component: membrane. The transcript has 15 exons. Lineage: Eukaryota; Metazoa; Mollusca; Gastropoda; Patellidae.